UUUCGAGAAGAAGGAAUCAUUCAACUUCUUCGAUUCCCCUCUUCUGAUGAAUUGGCUCAAAAGAUCCUAGGAACUCGCAGGAUUCAAGAUAAUUUAUCAGAUCUUCGAGCUCAAGUAGCUGCGAACCAGAGGGGAAUUACCCUUAUCAAAUAACUUAUCAAGCAGUGUGGUUUAGACACUGUUCAGGCUUACAUGACCUAUGUACAGCUAAAUGCAGAAGAAGCAGUGAGAGAAAAGCUUAAAUCUAUUGCUGCUAGAGUUUUAUCUCAGUCGACUAGUUCCGGAGAUCAGAGUUCUGUUACUAUUGAAGAAGAGCAUUACAUGGAUAAUGGGUCUGUUAUUCAUUUAAAACUUACAAUUGAUUCUAUGAAAGGGGAAGCAAAUUUUGAUUUCAGUGGAACUAGUCCUGAAGUAUAUGGGAAUUGGAAUGCUCCAGAAGCUGUAACAGCUGCAGCAGUUAUAUGCUGUCUUCACUGCUUGGUGGAUGUUGAUAUUCCUCUAACUUAAGGUUGUUUGGCUCCUGUGAAAAUCUGUACUCCACCAGGCUCUUUCCUCUCUCCAAGUGAUAAAGCUGCUGUCGUGGGUGGUAACGUUCUCACUUCUCAGAGAAUAACUGAUGUUGUGCUUACUUUAUUUUAGGCUUGUACUUCUUCACAGGGUUGUAUGAAUAAUCUCACUUUUGGGGACAAUACAUUUGGUUACUAUGAAAUAAUCGGAGGUGGGAGUGGAGCUGGUCCAACUUGGGAUGGGACGAGUGGAGUGCAGUGUCAUAUGACCAAUACUCGAAUGACUGAUCCAGAAAU
This is a messenger RNA of Pyrus x bretschneideri (Chinese white pear), 803 nucleotides long. Its product is annotated as 5-oxoprolinase 1-like. Gene Ontology annotation, cellular component: cytosol. The transcript has a single exon. The record is from RefSeq and is a predicted model, not a curated record. The coding region runs from base 193 to 507 and encodes 104 amino acids. Gene Ontology annotation, molecular function: 5-oxoprolinase (ATP-hydrolyzing) activity. Gene Ontology annotation, biological process: glutathione metabolic process. NCBI's taxonomy places the organism in Eukaryota, Viridiplantae, Streptophyta, Magnoliopsida, Rosales, Rosaceae.